Molecule: messenger RNA, 483 nt
Organism: Haemonchus placei
Lineage: Eukaryota; Metazoa; Nematoda; Chromadorea; Rhabditida; Trichostrongylidae
Source: the annotation of a GenBank genome assembly
AUGGCUAGACAGUGCAAAUGGUCUGGUAACAUGCGCCAUAUAAGCGAACUGAUACCUAAUCACCUCGCUCUCGCUCUUGUGAAAGCUGAAAUGGGUCGUCAUCCUCAAGCUAGUGCUUUCCUUCUUGAAGGCUUUCCACGUGAAGCGCGUCAGGUUGAGGACUUCGAAAAACAGGUCAAGUCUGUGAAUAUGGCUCUGAUUCUUGACUACGACGAGAAAACAUUACGUGACCAUAUGGAAAAGCGAGGAGUAAACUUGGAAAUUAUAGAUCAACGAAUUAAGGUAUGCUUUGGUAGCUGUAUUUAUGCUUCUCACGCCCACGCAUUACCUCUAAACAUGCCCUUUAUUUCUUUACUGAGUAAUAAAACUCCCUACUUCACAGUUACGUGUGUACGUGUGUUUACGUGUGUGCAUAUGCGUAUAUUUGGUUAUAUGGGUAUGUGUGAAUUAAUAGAGCAGACACGAGCUGAGCAGAGCAUCUAG